AUGAGCAAUGUACACCUGGCCACGGGGCUUAGCCGUACUGCCCAGCAGCAGGAGCCCCAGGAUAGCCAGUCGUUGCUCACGCCUGUUGGUGCAACGAAGUUUGGAAAACAAAUCCAGAAACGGCAGCUUGAGGUCCCCGAGUAUGCAGCAAGCUUUGUCAACUACAAGGCUUUGAAAAAGCUCAUCAAGAGGCUCUCGGCCACUCCUGUCCUGAGCGCUCAGAAUGGGGGCCACCAUCCUGCCGGCCCUAUAGACUCCCAAGCUGCCCUGCAGGCUAACAAGGCGACCUUCUUUUUCCAACUGGAACGUGAACUGGAGAAGGUCAACGCCUUCUACCUCCAAAAAGAAGCCGAGCUCAAGAUCAGACUCCGGACCCUCCUUGACAAGAAGAAGCUCGUCAAGUCCCGGAGCCAUGGCAUAUCAAGAAAAUCUGCCAAGUUUGCAACUCUCCAGGAGGGGUUCCAGCAGUUCGCCAACGACCUGAACAAACUACAGCAAUUCGUCGAGAUCAACGGCACGGCCUUUUCCAAGAUCCUGAAGAAGUGGGACAAGACUUCCAAGUCCAAGACCAAGGAGCUUUACCUCUCAAGAGCGGUCGAGGUUCAGCCCUUCUUCAACGCCACCGUCAUCAGCGAAUUAUCAGAUCAAGCAACAACCAGUCUCCAGGAACUGGGCGCAUGGGCAGACGGCGACCAGAUCAGCUUUAGUGACCAGCGCGAGCAUGUUGUGAGCAGCCAGCACCUUCUGGGGACCGACGAGGGAGAUGCAGACACACUCCUCCUGGACACAGUACGGUCUGGUAGCCUGGACUCCCUACGGGAUCUUCUCGGGCGUAUGUGGUCUUCACCAGGCCCGGAGCCCUCGUCGGCCAUGGAUCCUUCACUCAGAGAACGAAUCACGCGCACCUUCCUGGCAUCCAUCAAUGAAGGCCCCCAGGAGUCUCUUGAGCUGCUUCUGAGCACAGGGCUCGUCGACGUGCAGUCGGAGGAUGACAUCAAUGAGAGGAACUGCCUUCACCAGGCCACCAUAUACGGCAACACCUACGUACUUCAGUACGGACUGGCGAAGGGUGUUGUGGUGAGCAGAACCGACGUCUAUGGCCGCGUUCCACUCCAUUAUGCAAGUAUGCACGGCCGUCUCGACAUGCUUGCGGCUCUUCUUGAUGCGGACCCGAAAACCAUCGACCUGAUAGAUCACGACAACUUUACACCCCUGAUCCACGCUAUAAUCCACGGCCACCUCGAAUGUGUCCAGCUUCUCCUGGCGAAAUCAGCGCGGCUCGACCCGCCCUCGGACACAGAUCAUGUGCCUCUGAAUCUUGCAUGCGAACACGGCUCUGGGGCGAUUGUCGAGCUGCUUCUGAAGCAUGGCGCGCAGAUCCUGCCCGACGCCGAGGGUCUUUACCCGCAGCACCUGGUGGCAAGAUCGGGCCAGACUCCGGACCUGCUUCUCCUGCUCCAGCAGUACGGAGCUGAUCUCAACCUGAUGGAUAAGCUCUAUGGCUGGACCCCUCUCGUCCACGCAGCCAGCGAAGGCAAUGUACCCUGCCUCCAGGCUCUUCUGGUGGCCGGUGUUGACCCCAACAUCUUGGACGAGAAGGAUCUCCCCGCAAUGUAUUACGCGGCCUGGGAGGGGCACCUGGAAUGCAUGAGGCUCCUCAGCCCCUUCAACCGCGCCAGGCCGGUGGUGAGCCCGGGCAUGGUGCCAACCAUGUCGACGCCGCUUGCUCCCAUGGGCCUGGGCAGCAGCAGCGCACCCAUGCCCAUGGCUCUGGACCCGGAUGCCAUCCCCGUCCUCGAGCUCCCUCCUCCCAUCAUUCCGCUACGGCGCUACGGCCACAACUUCCUCGACACCAAGACGGUGGUGCAGCUGACGUUUGACGAGAGCGGGGAGCAGCCCCUUAUUUUCUUCCACGACGGCAAGUACCCGGCUGCUCGACUCACCAUUUCCUCAAAGGUUUCGGACGUGAUUCCGAAAAACGUCAUUCUGCCCUUUCAAGAAGAUACCCGCCUCGUUUCCUUCCACAUCGACAACCUCGACUCGUUCACGCUGGACUUUGACGUUUUCCCCACCUACGGCGCCAAGGUCAUCGCCAAGACGGUUGCGCUUCCCAACACCUUCCGGGCUCUGCUGAGCAGCUCGGGGAGCUGCUGCCUCCCACUCUUCGAUCCGAGGCUCCGUGCCAUCGGCCAGAUCAGCUUUCACACGCAAGUGAUCAAGCCGUUCCAGGGAGUGCCGCUCGAGAUUGCCGAUUUCGAGACGUAUUGGAAGGCCACCAGCCAGCUGGACGGGCAGCCCAGCAUGUUCGUCUCCGGGUCGAGCCUCUCGGGCGACUUUGUGAGGUUAUAUGUGCAGCACACGAGCGACGGCGUACCGGUGCUGUGGCCUUUGUGGACGGUCGCCUGCGGCGGCGUCCAGGUCCCGGUCUCUCGCCUGGCGUACGACCAGUUCGUCACGGCGGUGGCGUCAUCGCCGGGCCGGAGCGAGCUCGGGGCGGUGUCGACGCUGCCACUGGACCGCAUCUCGGACGUGCACCGCAUCCUGGCGACGUCGGGCAUCACGCUACAGGAGGCGCUGGCGGUGCUCCCCGCGGGGAUGCACGUCAACGUGCAGAUCAUCUACCCGACGGCGGAAGAGGAGAGGAGCCUGAGCCUGGGGCCGAGCGCUGACAUGAACGGCUUCGUCGACGCGGUGCUGAUGAUGGUCUUCGACCACGCCCGCGCCCAGCGGGCCCAGGCGCCCGACGCCGUCCGCUCCGUCGUCUUCAGCUCGUACAACCCCAGCCUCUGCACCGCGCUCAACUGGAAGCAGCCAAACUUCCCCGUAUUCCUCUGCAACGACCUCGGGCAGGAGGAGUGGGCGGGCGCCGCCGCCGGAGCGACCGCCGCCGCCAUGCCGCCCCCAGACGUGAUUCGGGCGUGCGGAAGCAGGACGUCUUCAAUCAAGGAGAUGGUCAGGACGGCUCAGAGCAACAACUUCAUGGGUCUGAUAUGUUGCUCUCGUCUGCUGGAGAUGGUGCCUGCGCUGGUGGACGCCAUCAAGUCGCACGGCCUCGCGCUCGUGAUCGACAAGUCCUGGGAGAGGGCGCAAGAACCCUCGGGGCCCUUUGCGGACCCCUUUGUCCGCCCGCCCAAGGGCGUGGACGGCAUGCUCAAGUCCAACGGCGUGCUACGGUUCAACGAGACGAUAGAUGCGUAG
Gaeumannomyces tritici R3-111a-1 is the source of this 3198-nucleotide messenger RNA. RefSeq names its product ankyrin repeat protein nuc-2. Gene Ontology annotation, molecular function: phosphoric diester hydrolase activity; protein binding. Lineage: Eukaryota; Fungi; Ascomycota; Sordariomycetes; Magnaporthales; Magnaporthaceae. Gene Ontology annotation, biological process: lipid metabolic process. The transcript has 9 exons. Bases 1 to 3198 code for a protein of 1065 amino acids. The record is from RefSeq and is a predicted model, not a curated record.